Messenger RNA from Diospyros lotus (date-plum), 2040 nucleotides. RefSeq names its product ABSCISIC ACID-INSENSITIVE 5-like protein 1. Gene Ontology annotation, molecular function: DNA-binding transcription factor activity. Gene Ontology annotation, biological process: positive regulation of DNA-templated transcription. Gene Ontology annotation, cellular component: nucleus. The transcript is spliced from 4 exons. NCBI's taxonomy places the organism in Eukaryota, Viridiplantae, Streptophyta, Magnoliopsida, Ericales, Ebenaceae. The record is from RefSeq and is a predicted model, not a curated record. The coding region runs from base 619 to 1821 and encodes 400 amino acids.
UCUCUCUCUCUCUCCCCCUACCCAAGGCAUUGGAAGCACCAUUGACCCCAAACUCCAUUCUAAUGUGACUUUAUUUGUGAAGCCGCAUAUCUUACUUUGACAACUAUAGACACAUGCCCAAUCUCUUUUGCUCUCAACUUCCAGUAAAUAAAGCAUAAUUACUAUAUAUAUGGGGUAUAUUCUACAGAUUUCCUUUGCUAUUACCCAGCAACUUUCUUUAUCUCAAUAUAUAUUGGAAGGAAAAAAAAUACAGGAGCAUGAACUGCAUCACAAAAACUUACAAUGGUUGUUUAUUAGCUUCCUUUUCCAAAUAAAACCGCCACUUGUCCUAAUGGUUACAAAUUAUAAAUGUUAUUUUAUCUGAUCUUAUUUCGCUUUUUAUCUUGCAAAUAUUUGAUGGAUGAUUCAAAAUUUAUUUUGUACUUAUGCUAAGAUUUUGCCUAAUUUUUGUGCACAAUAAUAUAUAUAUAUCCAUGCAUGUAGAUUUCUAAGUGAUCAAUUGUAUAUUUUGCUUUAUACGUAUAUAUUGUUGUGAAUGCGUAAGUUUACUUUUUACAGUAUCAAUUUUCAAUACUUUCUUAUCAUAGGAAAUCUAGAACAGUGCUAGUGCACCAGAUAAUGGAAGGUUUUGAGCCUGAAAGUUUUGCUCAUGGCGAUGUCAAAUUAGAAUCAAGCCGACAAGCUCUGAUACCAAUGGAAACUCACUCAAAUUCAUCGCCGAACACAAAAAACCCUAUCUUUUCAAUCACCCUAGAUGAAUUCCAAAGAAAGAAUAGUGGAAUGAGUCUUGAAUCCAUGAAUAUGGAAGAACUUCGAAAUUGUGUAUGGAAUGUGGAAGCAAAUAAAGCUUCUUUAAGUAUGAACCAAAAUGAAGUGAUGAUGGCCGUGAAAGCAAAUCAAGCUACUUCAAUUAUGAACCAAAAUGAAGUGAUGAUGGCCGUGAAAGCAAAUCAAGCUAAUUCAAUCAUGAACCAAAAUGAAGAGCCGGAUCUACCUCUGGAAGAGUCAUUUUCACUCACUUCUUCGCCUAACAAGAGGACAAUGGAUGAGAUUUGGGCUGAUAUCCAGAUAAAUCAAUCUCCGGCAAACAACCUCGCCGUCAAUAACGUUAUUGACUUCUCUGAAGGCGACACUACACUUGGUGAGAUAACAUUAGAAGAUCUCUUGGUAAAAUUGGGUGUAAUUCAAGGAGCUGAAGAUUUGGAAGCCAAACUAAAGGAAGCACAGGGUUGCCCAGAUUUCUAUGGGAAUUUUGCUAGCGAUAAAACAAGUUUGGAUCCAACUAGUAUUGGAGCAACCCUGAUGCAGGGUGUUGAAUUUCAACCUCCAAAUGCUGAAAUUAAUAUUCCAGCUGCCAUUUCUCCUAUUGGGUUUCCACCUUCAUAUACUAUACCCAGCAUUCCAAUCAAUUCUCAUAUGCACAAACCAAUCCCACCUUGGGGUGGCUUCGCGGGAGAGUCAUCUAACGAUAUUGGAAAUGGAAUAAAAAGCUUUCUUGAUGGUUUAGGAGUGUCACUUAAAAGGAAGGCAACGAAUGAUGAGCUCCUGGAGCUUGCAGCGGAGCGAAGACAACGUAAGAUGAUAAAAAAUAGAGCGUCUGCAGCAAGAUCUCGAGCAAGAAAACAGGCAUAUACAACAAAUUUAGAAACAGAACUGCAUCAACUGAAGGAUGAAAAUGCGCAGCUUAAGCACACUUUGGCAGAAGUUGAGGAAAUUCUACGGCGAUUAGAGCCCUUGAAAGAGAGAGAAUCGGAGGAGACAAGACUGGCAGAAAAGGAGUUUAAGGUCGCAAUAAGGAGGACCUCAAGCGCAGGUUGGUGAGCUGAAGUGAACUGGUAUGUGAAGCAGAAAAAUGAAGUAAAACUAAGAAAAUAAGAUAAACAAAAAAUAACAAAAAAAUCAAAAAAGAAAAACAAAAGAACAAAACACCGAAACUAAAAUGUUUAGCUUGCAUUAAGAAGGGAAACCAGAAGUUAAUGUUGAAGUUAUGGGUAUGAUCGGUACAGAACUUGUUUUACUUAUGCGUAGGUGCCUGGCCAU